This is a messenger RNA of Alternaria postmessia, 666 nucleotides long. RefSeq lists its product as uncharacterized. The coding region runs from base 1 to 666 and encodes 221 amino acids. Lineage: Eukaryota; Fungi; Ascomycota; Dothideomycetes; Pleosporales; Pleosporaceae. Gene Ontology annotation, cellular component: ribosome; mitochondrial large ribosomal subunit. The transcript has 2 exons. Gene Ontology annotation, molecular function: structural constituent of ribosome. Gene Ontology annotation, biological process: mitochondrial translation. The record is from RefSeq and is a predicted model, not a curated record.
AUGAACGCCGUACCCAUCACAAAAAAACUGAUAGCCUUUGGGAGCAAGAAGAUAUACCUUCCUAAAUUCACAGUCGCACUCCUUCGUACACCAAACCUUUCCCCGUAUCAUGCCCGCUUCCUCGUCCCGCUCGACUUCUCAAAGUACGACCUUCGCGAUUACCUCUACCACGCCUACAACGUCAAAUGCUUCAACAUCAGAUCGUACGUAAAGCAAAUGCCUGUACGCGAUACGCGCGAACAGCCACGGCAUUGGUUCCGUGAGGACUCGAAGAAGUACAUGACGGUAGAGUUGGAGCAGCCAUUCGUCUGGCCAGAGGUUCCCGACCUAGAGCCAUGGGGCCAACGAGAGAGGAGAGAAGAGAUUAAGCAGGCGGCCAGCCAGAAUGGAGCUGGAGACAUGGCCGAAGCAAGAGAGGCAGCCAGGACGCUACGAGAGCAGGUCAAGAAGUUGCUCGACAAGAAAGUCUCGCGGCCGGAUCCCGAGAUACAGAAGAAGAAGGCAAUGUCUGUAGAGCUCACAGCAGAAGAGUUGGAAGCAGAAAAGCUCAGAGAGCAGGAAGAGGCAAAUCUACAGCGUAUGUCAAGACUAAAGUUGUGGGCGAAGGAACGGACAGGGAAGGCCGUGGAAAGCGAUAAGCCUAGGCGGUAUGCGAUCAAGGUUUGA